AUGGCAAGCAGGUUGAUAUCCCGAGGAGUUGGAAUCGCUAAAAGCGUCACCAAACAACCAGUAAUUCGAUCUACUGUUGCCACAUCCAGGUUUCAUGCUUCAGCAUUGCAAUACGCAGCGAUAAAACUUGGAAGCGUCGUUGAAAGAGGAGACAAGGACUUCCACACUACAUUAACUGAGGCUGGAGAUACAGUAGUCAUUGUCGAUUUCUAUGCCGAUUGGUGUGGACCAUGUCGAGUAUUAGCACCUGCAUUGAAGCGAGUAGUUGAAAAGAAUGGCAAGACCUUUUUGGUGAAGGUGAAUGUAGAUGAGGCUGGAGAGGUAGCUGAAAAGUAUGAGAUCACGUCGCUGCCUACUGUAGCAGCAUUCAAGUCUGGAAAGAUGAUUGAUAAAUUCAUUGGCUCCCGUGAUGAAAUCACCAUCACGAAAUUCGUUGAUUCCGCCAUUGCAAAGAAAUAA
Molecule: messenger RNA, 459 nt
Organism: Synchytrium microbalum
Lineage: Eukaryota; Fungi; Chytridiomycota; Chytridiomycetes; Synchytriales; Synchytriaceae
Exons: 3
Coding region: 1-459 (152 amino acids)
Biological process (GO): cell redox homeostasis
Cellular component (GO): mitochondrion
Source: RefSeq, a predicted model, not a curated record